AUGUCAUCUUUCGACCCUGUUGAUUCCGACUCCUUCAUGGGAUUCGACCCUGCUUUUUCUCUCUUCAAGCGAUGUGUUACCUGCUCCGGUAGCGCUCCAUCCUGCCCAGCAUGCGAGUCCGGUUACACAUGUAGCAUGACCAGUCAAUCGUGUACCUCUUGUGCUUCUACCAAAUGUGUUUCCUCGGGCGCUCAAACCACCACCGCGUCAUCGCAGCCAAAGUCUGGUGGUGUUAAUGUUGGUGCCAUCGCAGGAGGUGUUGUGGGAGGUCUUAUCGCGCUUGCAGUGAUUCUCUUCUUGAUCUGGUGGUUCGCCAUUCGCGGCAAGAAGCAAGAGCGCGCUGCCCAACAAGAGAAGAGCAGUGAAUUUGCGGCCGCUCGAUCAACACGUCAAUCUACACAGUCAAUUGCAUCGACAGUUCUCACCCGGGCCUCCAACGUCAUUCAAAUCGCCUACAUUCCUGGUGUCACCAACAGAUCUCCUCCCGAAACUCCUGCUACCCUGGUUCCUCCUGUGCCUCCACUUCCAGGUGCUCACCCUGACCAGCACUUCUUCAUGCCCGGAGACCUUCGAGACUCCUCUUGGACUACGCUCAGUGGAGCCGGACAUCACCAAAGCAUGUCACCGACUCUUCGAAGCAGUGUUGCGACCACAAUCUACCGCAAUGACGCCAUUGUCAGCGCCAUCCCCGCUCAACAGAUUAGCAGAACGCGCGCAAACAUCGUCAGUGUCCACUCUGGUCUUCCUUCUGGCGCCAAUACCCCCGAUGUUCCUGGCACUCCAGUGGUGAUCACGCCGGCCGAUGCGCCCGCGGUCCCAGCCAUCACAUCUGCACAGCUCGCCAAGGCUGGAGCAUUCCCAGCCGUUCCAUCCCCCGUCGCUUCCAACUCUAGCUCCUCUAUUGUUGCCCGUACCGUCAUGGCUAAACCCGUUAUGGUUCGAGGCCCCUCAUUGAAGAAGAAGGUCCAAGAUACGUCCUCGGCUGAUGAGCGCUUGUCUGCUACCAAUUCCGCACAAUUCGACCACCAGACCUCUACUUUCGAUGGUUCUUCAUCCGAUGAAGAUGAUGAUACGCCACCCUCCACCUCAUCCUCUAACAACACCGCCGCCAAGAAGGGCAUCCCUACGAUCUCUAUUGUCGAAGUCCCCGAAUCUCCCGAGGAAGACGCAGAGAACGCAAGCCCCUUUAGCGACCAGAAAGGCAAGAAUUCAAGCUCAACCGACACUGCAAAGCGCAGCUCCCGGCAAAGCGCCCGGGAGGCUCCUUCUCGCGUGGAGAGUCCAUUCUCCGACGUGAAUGAAGUGAGAUUAUGA
Messenger RNA from Penicillium malachiteum, 1314 nucleotides. RefSeq lists its product as uncharacterized. NCBI's taxonomy places the organism in Eukaryota, Fungi, Ascomycota, Eurotiomycetes, Eurotiales, Aspergillaceae. The record is from RefSeq and is a predicted model, not a curated record. The coding region runs from base 1 to 1314 and encodes 437 amino acids. The transcript has a single exon.